CUGCGGCUCCGCGCGGCCUGCAGUCCCGGGCCCGCGCCCCGCGCCCCGCGCCGCCCGCAAUGGAGCCCGGCCCCGACGGCCCCGCCGCCAUCCGCGAGGGCUGGUUCCGCGAGACGUGCAGCCUGUGGCCUGGCCAGGCCCUGUCGCUCCAGGUGGAGCAGCUGCUCCACCACCGGCGCUCGCGGUACCAGGAUAUCCUUGUCUUCCGAAGUAAGACCUACGGUAACGUGCUGGUGCUGGAUGGCGUCAUCCAGUGCACGGAGAGGGACGAGUUCUCCUACCAAGAGAUGAUAGCCAACCUGCCUCUCUGCAGCCAUCCCAACCCCCGAAAGGUGCUGAUCAUCGGAGGCGGAGAUGGUGGCGUCCUGCGGGAGGUGGUGAAGCACCCCUCCGUAGAGUCUGUGGUCCAGUGCGAGAUCGACGAGGAUGUCAUCCAGGUCUCCAAGAAGUUCCUGCCCAGCAUGGCUGUUGGCUACUCCAGCUCAAAGCUGACCCUGCAUGUGGGCGACGGUUUUGAGUUCAUGAAACAGAACCAAGAUGCCUUCGAUGUGAUCAUCACUGACUCCUCGGACCCCAUGGGCCCCGCGGAGAGCCUCUUCAAGGAAUCCUAUUACCAGCUCAUGAAGACGGCGCUCAAGGAGGACGGCAUCCUCUGCUGCCAGGGCGAGUGCCAGUGGCUGCACCUGGACCUCAUCAAGGAGAUGCGCCAGUUCUGCAAGUCCCUCUUCCCGGUGGUGGCCUACGCCUACUGCUCCAUCCCCACCUACCCCAGCGGCCAAAUCGGAUUCAUGCUCUGCAGCAAAAACCCGAGCACCAACUUCCGGGAGCCGGCGCGGCCACUGUCGCCGGCACAAGUGGAGCACAUGGCGCUGCGCUACUACAACGCGGACGUGCACCGCGCCGCCUUCGUGCUGCCCGAGUUCGCCCGCAAGGCCCUGAACGACGUGCGCUGACCGGAGCCGCUGCAGUGCCGCCCAGGACCGCAGACUGGACGGGGCGUCCCCAGCGUGCCCAGGCCGUGGCCCAGACCAGACCCCCGCCAGCUCUCGCCCACCGACCAAGUGUUACAGGCCCCGAAUGCUGCCCGGCCUGCCCUGCUGGGCACUCUGUCUGUCUGUCUCUCUGGCGUUCCGCCCAAGCCUAGACCAGCUCUGUACAGACGCCUCUCUGCCCUCUCGCCCCUCAGCAAACACGUGUAUUUAUAACAAA
Messenger RNA from Marmota monax (woodchuck), 1209 nucleotides. It is a transcript of the gene Srm, whose product is annotated as spermidine synthase. Gene Ontology annotation, molecular function: spermidine synthase activity. Bases 60 to 953 code for a protein of 297 amino acids. NCBI's taxonomy places the organism in Eukaryota, Metazoa, Chordata, Mammalia, Rodentia, Sciuridae. Gene Ontology annotation, cellular component: cytosol. Gene Ontology annotation, biological process: spermidine biosynthetic process. The transcript is spliced from 8 exons. The record is from RefSeq and is a predicted model, not a curated record.